CUUCCCUUCCCCAUCCUUUUAUACACUUUCAUUUUUAAACCAUGUCUACUACCGGCUUUUUGCAAACUCUCUGGGACCGGAUCCCGAACGCCUCCAGCAAACAUGCAUUUGGCGCCCAGGCCAUGCACAAGGAGGCGGUGGUUCCAGAGUUCCCGACACGCAUCAGCAAGCGCAAGCAGUCGCGGCCACAGCGGUCGCCGCAUGCCAUUGCGCUCGAAUCGACGCCGACUGAUUCGCUGCCUGCGCACGGCAUGCAGCUUGGCAAAUCGCGGCGACUCUCGCUCGACCAAGUGUCGGCAUCCGUGACGGCCAAGCACAUCCUCGGCAUUAAGCCCCAUCCGCUAUACACUGAGCCGCAGAGCCGGGCAUUCCGGCUGACAUUCUCUGACGAGUACUCGCGCAACCCGCAUGCGUACGUGCAGGCCCUCCUGGAUAUUGAGCAAAAUAGCGCACAGCCAGGCGCCAAGCCGCAUGGGGCGCGGAAUCGCCGGAAUAACUCGUCGCGUACGCGACACACUGAAAAGUACCGGGUGCCAAAUCGACGCAGCCGCACACGGUUCCACAACCUGCAGCUGGAGCAGACCAUUUCGGGCGCACACUCUGAAAACGACGACUCGAAUUCCAUGGUGUCUGCUAGCGACGUCAAUGAUCUGACUGACUCGGAAAUGCACACGCGCGGGUGCACCAGCCACCUCAGCGUGGCCACACGGCAAAGCAAGUCGCCGGGGAUCGGCGCUGCCGGGACACCCCUGAACGAGUCGGAUCACGAGUCGGUCACAAGCCAUCCAGCCAGCCGCAGCAAGCAGUUGUCGCCGACAGUGCCUGACAGCGCCAUUGUUGAUCUGCCACAGGGAUCGCCCAGCGACUCUCCUGCGGUUUCGGCCUCAGAGUCGCCGGUGCUGGCUGAGCUACCCAGCUCUGACAACAUGCCAUCAUAUGUGCGGGCCGGGCAGAUGUUUGUCGAUGGCGACAUGUCAGUGAUCACGCCGCUCGCCGAAAAGUCCACCGUAAAGUGGACAAAGGCCGACCCAAUCGACGUCACCGACAAGCCUAUGGUUGGCAGCCUUGCUGCUGCCGAGCGGCAUUGCUGCUCAGUCCUGCGCAUUCUGCCAGAGCAGUACCUGACUAUCAAGCACACGCUGCUGCGCGAGGGCAAGAACCGCAAUCCUGGCUCAUUCAAGAAGCGGGAUGCGCAGAAGCUGUGCCGAAUCGAUGUCAACAAGACGAGCAAAAUAUACGAGUGGUAUGUCAGCAUGGGGUGGCUACCGAAUGGCACUGGUAUCUAUGCCAUUCCGCCGUCGCUGGCCCAGAUCGACUAGGUCAAUUUAAAUAAAAGCACGCAUUUUUGACGUAUUUCC
Molecule: messenger RNA, 1358 nt
Organism: Linderina pennispora
Lineage: Eukaryota; Fungi; Kickxellomycota; Kickxellomycetes; Kickxellales; Kickxellaceae
Exons: 1
Coding region: 42-1319 (425 amino acids)
Biological process (GO): regulation of transcription by RNA polymerase II; chromatin remodeling
Cellular component (GO): SAGA-type complex; nucleus
Molecular function (GO): protein binding; chromatin binding; transcription coactivator activity
Source: RefSeq, a predicted model, not a curated record